Molecule: messenger RNA, 2054 nt
Organism: Gopherus evgoodei (Goodes thornscrub tortoise)
Lineage: Eukaryota; Metazoa; Chordata; Testudines; Testudinidae
Product: glycerol-3-phosphate dehydrogenase 1-like protein
Exons: 9
Coding region: 309-1376 (355 amino acids)
Biological process (GO): carbohydrate metabolic process; glycerol-3-phosphate catabolic process
Cellular component (GO): glycerol-3-phosphate dehydrogenase (FAD) complex; cytosol
Molecular function (GO): protein homodimerization activity; glycerol-3-phosphate dehydrogenase [NAD(P)+] activity; NAD binding
Source: RefSeq, a predicted model, not a curated record
AGGUAGGAGCCACCUCGGCAGCACCCCACCCUGCCGCUCACCGGCACCUGCUCUCUCCCAUUGCUCUCCAGGGGCCGCAGCCUGCUGCUGACACCCGGGGGAGCGGCCAGCGAGCGGGGUCUCGGGGCGCAGGCGGGGCUUGCAGGUUGGGGAGUGUUCAGACCGCCCUCCCGCGGCCACACGCACUGACAGGCGGAAGAUUGAGCAACCCGGAGGCACCAAGCCGCUGCUGCGCAACCGGGUUUCUGGUCGGUGACAUCGGAGACAAGCCCCAGCUAUUGCCCCAGCAGGGCGCGUGAGCCACCACCAUGCCUGCGCUGAAAGUCUGCAUCGUUGGCUCUGGAAACUGGGGGUCUGCGAUUGCAAAAAUUAUUGGCAAAAAUAUCCAGAAGUCCAACAGGUUUGAUCCUGUUGUGAAGAUGUGGGUGUUUGAAGAAAUCAUAAAUGGGAGGAAACUCACAGAAAUCAUAAACAAAGAGCAUGAAAAUGUGAAGUAUCUUCCAGGACAUACGUUACCUAAAAAUGUGGUGGCUGUAGCAGAUGUCGUUGAAGCAUCGGCUGGGGCAGAUGUUUUCAUCUUUGUUAUACCCCAUCAGUUCAUUACACGAAUUUGUGACCAGAUUGUUGGUCACAUAAAACCUGGAGCAUUUGGCAUUUCACUGAUCAAGGGGGUUGACGAGGGUGCCGAAGGCUUGAAGCUCAUCUCAGACAUCAUUCGGGAGAAACUGAAGAUAGAAGUCAGUGUGCUCAUGGGGGCCAAUAUAGCCAGUGAAGUGGCUGAUGAGAAGUUCUGUGAAACCACCAUUGGGUGCAAAAAUCAAAAGCAUGGGCAGAUCUUUAAAGAAUUAAUGCAGACCCCAAAUUUCAGGAUUACCGUGGUGGAUGACUGUGAUACAGUGGAGAUCUGCGGAGCCUUAAAAAACAUAGUAGCAGUAGGAGCUGGAUUCUGCGAUGGAUUGGACUUUGGCGAUAAUACUAAAGCAGCGGUCAUUCGUUUGGGCCUCAUGGAAAUGGUAGCCUUUGCAAAGCUGUUCUGCAGGGGUUCAGUAUCAAUAGCUACUUUUCUGGAGAGCUGCGGUGUUGCUGAUCUAAUCACUACAUGCUACGGGGGGCGCAACAGGAAAGUAGCUGAAGCCUUUGUGCGGACAGGAAAAUCUAUUGAGGAACUGGAAAAAGAGAUGCUGAAUGGACAAAAGCUACAAGGUCCUCAGACUUCAGCUGAAGUCUAUAAGAUGCUGAAACAGAAAAACAUGGUUGAUAAGUUUCCAUUGUUCUCAACUGUCUACCAGAUCUGCUAUGAGGGUAGGCUGGUCCAGGAAUUCAUCUCUUGUCUACAGAAUCAUCCACAACACAUGGUUAAAGCCAUCUAUGAAUGAACUGUGGUACUUUUAUAUUCCAACCUUCUGAGAAAACCAUGUACAUUAAGGAUGUAACCUACUUUUUGCACAAAAUUGCCUCUAUUUCAUUGACAUGCUAGGGCAUAAGUUAGUGUUUUAUAAAUUCUCUAUACAAAGACUAAGGUAAAAGAUUUUUACAUUAGAAAGAUUGCUUUCUUCCACAUUUUACAAGAACCCUGUUACAUCUCUGACAUGGAUUUGUUCAGAUUAAAAAUAUAGAACCAUGGGGGGGGGGGGGAACCACAAAAAUCUCCGCCUUAAAGAUGAUCAGGAAACAGCCACACAACUCCCAUCCAUUUCAAUGGGAAGCGUAUGCCUAAAUUCCCUAUGCUGCUUUGAAAGCCUCAACUUACGUCUUUUCGGGGUUGAAUGUAAAUAUGUCGCAUGAUUUUUAAAUGGAAAUUAUGAUCAUAGGUUUGAAGUUGUGGGCCCUUUCUUUGCUCUCCUUAGUCAGGCCAAACUCCAUUUGAAGUCAUUUUAUUAUUAUAGCGCGUUUUCAGGCUUAGACAAUGUAUAUCAAGUAUGAGUUCAUAUAAGUAUAAAGCAAUUUAACUCUGUUAAAUUUAUAAAUAUUUGCUGUAAUUUCGUUUUGCAAAGGCACAGUUAAAAUAAUUGACAAUUCUAAUAUAUAAAUUACUUUCUCUUUGUUUGUGUUUA